AUGAAACGAUAGAAUUCUGCAAACGCCACAACAACAAGUCCAAGUAAAUUCUUCUCCAAUACUUCAAACCAAUUUUCAGAAAUACUUAAAUAAAUUACUUAAAAUUCUAAUAAUAAACCAAUGAGAAAAGCUUGCAGUCCAAACUCGAACAAUCAAAUGCAAAAAAGAGUAAAAACAUAAAUUACUAGUAUAUCUCGAAAUCCUAAUUUAAAUAUUCAUAAUAAAAACAUUAGUGCAAGUGUUCCUAAAAAUAAACUAGAAUAUUAUUAGGUCUUAGAAUAGAUUGGAUCAGGAAAAUUUGGUAAAGUUUAUAAAUGUUUACUCAAUUAAACUAAAAAAUUAUAUGCAAUCAAGAUGANAAAUUUUUCUGUUUCUAUAAAACUUACAUUUUAUUUUAAAAUUCUUCUGUAAUUCAAAUGGAAUAAUAUAUGA
Paramecium pentaurelia is the source of this 432-nucleotide messenger RNA. The record is from the annotation of a GenBank genome assembly. NCBI's taxonomy places the organism in Eukaryota, Ciliophora, Oligohymenophorea, Peniculida, Parameciidae.